GCCUUGACAUGCAGUUCUGCAGCCCUGUGGCACCACUACAGUCACAUGGUCUGCACUAGAGGAUAUGAUAUGCAGGAUGGGAAGCUGUAUAGGGAUCACACCACGCAGCAGCCAGCCAGCUCCAGCUGAUGAGACUGGGCUUUGUUUUGGGCACCACUGCUCUGCCUGUCUGCCCUGAGGCACCAUGGGGAACGAGAACAGCGCCGUCAAGGCCCAAGCACCGGCUGAGAGUAUCGACCAGAACAGAGAAGAGAAAGUCUACAACUCAACAACAGACAACGGAGUGGUGUGUACUGAGCCUCCAGCCGCACACAUAGACCAGGGGGUUCAUCCCCUACAGGACGUCCCAGGGAGGACCACUGAGGAAGAGGAGAAGAGGAGGGGAGACGAAGAUGAGGACCUAGAGUUCCCUCAUGACUUCCUGCCCAGCACAGACCUCAGCCUUGAACUCCACUGGGGGACUUCACUUGGACCCUUCCAGCCUCCUGUAGCAGAGUUUCAUCCACCCUCUGAAGAGACAGCCACCCCUCUGGGCCAAGGAGAAGACAUACCAGGACAGGAACCACCAGGACAGGAGCCAGGACAGGAACCACCAGGACAGGAGCCAGGACAGGAACCACCAGGACAGGAGCCAGGACAGGAACCACCAGGACAGGAGCCAGGACAGGAGCCAGGACAGGAACCACCAGGACAGGAGCCAGGACAGGAGCCAGGACAGGAGCCAGGACAGGAGCCAGGACAGGAGCCAGGACAGGAGCCAGGACAGGAGCCAGGACAGGAACCACCAGGACAGGAGCCAGGACAGGAGCCAGGACAGGAACCACCAGGACAGGAGCCAGGACAGGAGCCACCAGGACAGGAGCCACCAGGACAGGAGCCACCAGGACAGGAACCACCAGGACAGGAACCACCAGGACAGGAGCCAGGACAGGAGAAUACCACUCCUCCACUAGGACAGGAGCCAGGACAGGAGCCAGGACAGGAGCCAGGACAGGAGCCAGGACAGGAGCCACCAGGACAGGAACCAGGACAGGAGAACACCACUCCUCCACUAGGUCAGGACAGUGGGUGA
Coregonus clupeaformis (lake whitefish) is the source of this 1072-nucleotide messenger RNA. RefSeq names its product glutenin, high molecular weight subunit PW212-like. The transcript is spliced from 4 exons. Bases 185 to 1072 code for a protein of 295 amino acids. The record is from RefSeq and is a predicted model, not a curated record. Lineage: Eukaryota; Metazoa; Chordata; Actinopteri; Salmoniformes; Salmonidae.